AUGCGUGUGCUACGAGCGAGCGAAAAGAAAAAUCUCACGGCAAAAGCUUUUUCCCGCUCACUAUUUUCCAUUGCUCAACUUUGCUACCUUGCUACAUAUAUGGCGGAUUCCCAAGUAUUGCCCGAAACCCAAUUAGCAUCUGAGAUCAAUGAUCAGCCCAAACAAAAACACAUCAUCACUUUCAUGGAUGCUAAAUGGUACAAUGCUGCAGCUGAAGGCCAAAUCAACAAAUUCAAAGAUUACACAGAGCCGCUAGAUCUUUUGCCAAGGUUUUGGCGUAAAAAUAUAGUGGAAUGUCUUAUCGAUAGCAUCAAGAAUGCUCAAGAAGACAUUGAGAGAGGUGCAGAGGCGUCAACAAGUGAUCAGAUGCUGAAGACGACAAGCCCAGAUAAAGACACAGCCUUACAUGAGGCUGUGAGAAAUAAUCAUCUUGAAGUGGUGGAAAUAUUGAUUAGAAAAAAUCCUGAAUUUGCGAACAUAGCUAAUGCCGCAGGAGAAAGCCCGCUUUACCUUGCAGCGGUGAGAGAGAACAAUAUCAUUGCUUCUAAGAUAUUGGAGAUAUGUCUCUCACCGGCAUACACUGGUCCCGAUGGUAGAACAGCUUUGCACGAAGCUGUGAUAAGCGGAGAUGCAGAUUUGACAAGAAAAAUAUUGAAUAAAAACAGCAGUCUGACCAGAGAACAAGACAAAGAAGGAUGGACUCCGCUGCAUUAUGCUUCCUACUUCAAUCUUCUUCCAAUUGUGGAAAUGUUACUAGAAGAUGAUAAUAAAUCUGCUGCCUAUAUUAGCGAGAAUGAUGGAAAGACACCACUUCAUCUUGCGAUUCUCAACGGCGAUAGCCAUUUAAAGGUGGUGGAAAAAAUUAUGUCGGACUGCCCAGAUUGCUGCGACCUGGCUGACAAUAGAGGCCGGAAUGUUCUCCAUUUUGCUGUGGAAAGCGGCAGUUUGAAAGGAGUGCAAAUUAUUACUGAAAAACCUUCCCUGGCCAACCUAAUUAAUCAGAAAGAUAAAGAAGGGAACACUCCGGUCCAUCUAGUAGCUGCUCUUGGCUUUGAAGAUUGUUGUCUUACAGAACACCACCUUGUUGAUAAAAUGGCCGUCAAUAAUGAAAAUUUAACCGCUCUGGACGUGGUGCUAGAAACGAAGCGUAAAAGCAAAUUGCCAUUGCCGGGAUGGACAGCAAGCGACCUAAUGAGGGCUGGAUAUAAACGAGGUCGGCCUUUAAUCCCAGUUGAGAUCACGUGA
Molecule: messenger RNA, 1245 nt
Organism: Hevea brasiliensis (rubber tree)
Lineage: Eukaryota; Viridiplantae; Streptophyta; Magnoliopsida; Malpighiales; Euphorbiaceae
Exons: 4
Coding region: 1-1245 (414 amino acids)
Molecular function (GO): protein binding
Source: RefSeq, a predicted model, not a curated record